Messenger RNA from Phytophthora infestans T30-4, 3456 nucleotides. RefSeq lists its product as uncharacterized. The record is from RefSeq and is a predicted model, not a curated record. NCBI's taxonomy places the organism in Eukaryota, Oomycota, Peronosporomycetes, Peronosporales, Peronosporaceae. The coding region runs from base 1 to 3456 and encodes 1151 amino acids. The transcript has 4 exons.
AUGAGUCCCGCCAUUUGUGCGGCGGGCGGCAUGAGCGCAGCUCUAGGCUCUUCGCCUUCUUCAGGAUGGAACUUGGGCGUACAGCGUCGAGACCGCAAACUAUGGACUGCCACGGCCGAGAGACUGGAGGCCGACGUGGCUGUGCUGCAGCUCACGCUCGUGGAGCUGGAUGAGAUGCUCAAGCAGCUCAUGGGCGUUGCAUUGCCCAACCCGCGCAUCCGAGGCGAUGAGAUUGCCGCGCUGAUCACGGCGUUGGCUCAGAUUCUGCCUUUAAGCUCGGGUCUGCUGUGCUCGGAGUUCACACGUUUCGUGCAGAAGUGCUGCAGCAGGGAGAGAGUGCUGUUCUCCGGCAACCAGUUGCGUGUGGUCAUGACGUUCUUUCUAAAGUUCAUCAAGACGUGUCCGAGCUGGUACACGGCCAACUCGAUCCGUGCGCUGGGCCAAGUGCUGCACGAUAACGCCGACCGGGCCAGCAACGAGUUUGAGCUGCUGUUUGCGGUAUUAAUGAAGCACUUGGACCCGUCGGGCGUGGACAUUGAAGCGCGCUACGCUGCCACGAGCUGCGUGUCGAACAUUUGCACGCAGGCAGGGAAGACACCCGAGGUGUACCACUACUUUUCGUCGUUAUUGCGGAUGGUGGUGGAGAACUUUCGGCAGCAAGCGCUCAGUCUGACGAAAGGUCAGAAGGACCGCAUCCUGGUGAAAGCCUGUACUUCCAGCAUGAAGUGCAUCUUUACUAUAAUCAACUCGAACUUCGACCGCCUCCAUGAUCGCAUUGCCGCGACGCUGCCCAGUCUGCUCAGUUCCAUGCGCCAAGUUGUGGGCUAUGGACUAGUACUCAAGUGCGACCAGAAUGACGUCGUGUUCUCGUUUCAAGAAGAGCUGCACCCUACCGACAGCGAUACGUCAGUCUGCGGCUCGGAUAGUAGCACUGGGGGACGUCAAGUCGGAGACGGUUUACUGGCACGUCUGCGUAUUACUGUGCUGUAUACGCUGGAAGCAAUUGCUCAGCACUUUCCGAAAGCCAUUACGUCUUCGAUGGGGCUAUAUCUGCCAGAGCAGACUACGCCUUACAUGACCCUGUUCAACAAUACCCCAUCAGUACUCACGCUGCUCAUCGCAGACCCAAGCGAGAAGGCUCGGAUGACCGCAGCAAAGUUCCUGGACGCGUUCUGGGAGAAGAUUCCUUUGAAAAUGUACUUCCGACGCCCAUCCAAUGCUGGUGCGACGGCCGCGGUGUCCACGUCGGCGAUGUCGUUUGCAUCGAUGCCUAAACGCAUCUCUUUGAUGCUGUACCAGAUGCACGUCACCCUGGUGUAUUGUAUCCAGCAUGAAAAAGAGUCGUCACCACUGGCACAGAUCCUGAAGAGUACGGCGUCAGUGAUCCAGCACUUCCCGUAUGGAAAUGUGGCUGCAGUCCUUGAACAGAUGGAGCUUAAGCCAAGCCUGGGGGAUGUCUUGAAGGCUCUUGCGUCAAGUUUGUACAUCGCAGCAGCGUCAACAGACCACGGUGUGCGGAUGGCCAGUUUGUCGUGUAUGUCAGCGCUACUUAGUGUCCAGGAGACGCUUCCUUCCAUUUUGGACUGGAUGAUUCACACCAGUGACACUGAUGAAGUGAUCCGGGUGGCACAUGUGUCUAUUGCAUGUGGUACGUGGCUCCUGCGCCGUCGGUCGUUCGUGGAGGAGCUCUUGCUGAUGGCGUCCCGACCCGACGAUUCUUCACGCACAUUGCUGCGCUUGGAGGCGAUGUCACUGUUGUCCAAGGUUGCCAAGAACUACUCGCCAGCAUUAAGUGCGAACUGGCAAAGGCUUGCGGACUUUAUGUUGGCAGCUUUCCAAGAUAUGGACCCAAACGUUCGCCUUCAAGCGGUGAAGAUAUUGGAAAACUACAUCAAAGGAGAGAAUGGAAGCUCCGAGGGUGUAGUGCUGGGUAGUCCAACCGCUCAACCAACGUGUCGCGUGGACUGCUUGGAGUUUAUGGCGACUCAUUUAGUGCGAGCGUUCUACGACACGUCGCACCAUGUCCGUGCCAGUGUCUGUGCCUGUUUCACACUUUUAUCUGCUCAAGAUUGGGCCUGGCUAGGUGAAAAGAAGCCGUCUCGACGCCUUCCAGUGCUGGCAGCUAAGAGUGGUGGCUACAAUGGGAGCGGCCCGAACGCGUCGUGUCUGGACUCGUACACUCGCAUCUUCCUACAGACCCCGAAAGACAGUUCCCCGGUCGUUCGCGCUGCUGGUUUCCGAUUGUUGGGGUCGCUGUGUCUUGCGCCAACGUUUAAGACUCGUGCGUUUGCGAGUAGUGUGGUGACUCUGGCGUUGGAUGCUCUGGGAGAUUCUACCUUGAACGUGCGUGUCCGAGCUGCCUGGGCGUUAGGCAACGUCUGCACUACACCUGGUCCCGAGUCGAUUGGUGAGACUGAUGCUCCCCCACUACCGCCGCCGGCACCGCCGUCCUCGUUCGUUGCUAAGAAAGAGACGGCAAUGUCGUAUCCGCCGCUACCUCCACAAGUUCUGUAUGAACUACUGCCAGCUUAUCAGUUACGAUUGGUGAUCGAGAAGAUGCUGGUGUACAUUAACGACAAUGACAAGGUGGCAUCCAGCGUUGCGCGGACGUUGGGACUUGUGUGUCGUUGGAUUAGCUUUCCGCCAUUCUGGCGCUCUCUCAGCACACCGAAGGACCGAGCAUGGCUGGAUGAUCUUCUGGGGCAAGCGAUGGUUGUGCUUGCUGGAAAGAUCAAUGCCGGCUCGCCAAAGGUCCGAUGGAAUGCCUGCCACGCCAUUGCCAAAGUGCUGCUGUGCCCCAAUCUGCCACUUGCGUCGGUGACGUGGGCGCCGUCUGUCUUCCAGGCAUUGCUGACUGCAGUCGCGCAACAGGAGAACUUCAAGGUGCGCAUCAGUGCUGCCACGGCGCUGCGAGUAUCGCAAACGCGUAGUGCGUUUGGCUCUUUCUUUCAAUCGGCGCUUCGAGCCACAGUGGAUGCGUUGGAGACGGCGUCGGAUCUGAAGGACGUGACCGAGUUUCGCUACAAGGAGCAGCUGGAAACUCAGUUGUCCUUCACGUUGGUGCAUCUCAUCCAUGUUGCUACCGAGGAAGACGAUCCGAUAAUAUUGGAGGCGUUGAAGGCCAAGCCUCGUGGAUUCUUGUACGACUGGCUGCUGCAUAACCUCCAUCGCAUGGUCGCGGCGAUCGAGCGAGAGAGCGAAUGUGUCGCUGGUGCCAGUACGGUCGGUGAUGCUACGGAGGACAGCCGUGCAGGAGGAACUGGCGACGCGCACGACGUGAAUCCCAUCAAGAAAGAGGAACUGCUAUCGGCCGUGCGCUCGUUGCUGCGCAUUUUGGAGCGCCUUAACACGGACAAGGCGUACGCGACCAGCUGCGUUUCGCUCCUGUACGACACGAAGAUCGGACUGGAGCACGAUGUACUAUAUUCCAACGAGGAUAUCCCUUUUGAGCUUUGA